GCCAUGGAGCCCGAUACGCUGGAGGCGCGCAUCAACAAAGCGACAAACCCCCUGAACAAGGACCUGGACUGGGAUGGUAUCAAUGCUUUCUGUGAGCAGCUCAAUAAGGAGCUAGAGGGUCCUCCACUUGCUACCCGACUUCUUGCCCACAAGAUCCAGUCUCCGCAGGAAUGGGAAGCUAUCCAGGCCCUCACGGUGCUGGAGUCCUGCAUGAAGAGCUGCGGCAAACGCUUCCACGACGAGGUGGGCAAGUUCCGCUUCCUCAAUGAGCUCAUCAAAGUGGUGUCACCCAAGUAUCUUGGCAGCCGGACACCAGAAAAAGUGAAGUCAAAGAUCCUGGAGCUGAUGUACAGCUGGACAUUAGGGCUGCCUCAUGAGGUGAAGAUCUCAGAAGCCUACCAGAUGCUGAAGAAACAAGGGAUUGUGAAGUGCGACCCAAAACUGCCUGACGACGCUCCUUUUCCGCCGCCUCCCCCUCGGCCCAAGAACAUCAUCUUUGAUGAUGAAGAGAAAUCCAAGAUACUGGCUCGUCUCCUGAAAAGUUCCCAUCCUGAGGACCUCCGGGCUGCCAACAAGCUCAUCAAGGAGAUGGUUCAGGAGGACCAGAAGCGCAUGGAGAAGAUCUCCAAGAGGGUGAAUGCCAUUGAGGAGGUGAACAACAAUGUGAGGCUGCUGACAGAGAUGGUGACAAACUACAGCAAGGGGGAGACAACGGAAAGCAAUGAGGACCUAAUGAAGGAGCUGUAUCAGCGCUGCGAGCGCAUGAGGCCCAUGCUUUUCCGGCUCGCCAGUGACACAGAAGACAAUGAUGAAGCUCUGGCGGAGAUCCUGCAAGCCAAUGACAAUCUGACACAGGUGAUCAAUCUCUACAAGCAGCUUGUACGAGGAGAAGAGAUCAAUGGGGAGACGGUGGCCGGUCCCCUUCGAGGCAGCACCUCAGCACUUCUGGAUCUGUCGGGCCUGGAUCUUCCAGCAACAGGCCCUUCCUACCCAGCCUUGCCCACCCUUUCAGGUGGCUCAGCAGUCCCUGUGCCUGACCAAGCUGGCUCUGUCUCCUUGCUGGAUGAUGAACUCAUGUCUUUAGGCCUGAAUGACCCAGCACCGCAUCCUGCCCAGCCUGGUGACAGCAGUGGCUGGAACAGCUUCCAGUCAUCAGAUAGCAACGAGCUCAGUAUCACCCCUAUCACGGCAAUGCCACCAGUCAAAGCAGAUGCUGGCGCAUCCUCCCCCAAACCUUCUCCUUUCACCAGUGGCCUGGAUGACCUGGACCUCCUGGGCAAGACUCUGCUGCAACAGUCUUUGCCUCCAGAGUCUCAACAAGUGCGAUGGGAGAAGCAGCAGCCACCCCCCCGGCUCACCCUGAGGGAUCUCCAGAACAGGAGCAGCUCUGGCACCACGGCCCACAAUCCCAGCGCUCUGCCCGUGCUCCAGAGUGUUUCCCCUAACCCCACAGUGCCCCUGACCUCAGAGCUGCCUGCCCCUGCUAUGCUUCCAAAAGCUGCCACCACACCAGCAGGAAGUACUGCAGUCCCACCGCGGCCUCCUGCCACCUCGCUGCCCCAAGAGAUCUCACUGGCCAACAUCACUGUGCCUCUGGAGUCAAUCAAACCCAGCAGCAUCCUCCCUGUGACAGUGUAUGAUCAGCACGGCUUCCGUGUCCUCUUCCACUUUGCUAAGGAUGCCCUGCCCGAGAGGCCCGAUGUGCUUGUGGUGGUGAUUUCCAUGCUUAGCACAGCCCCGCAGCCCAUCCGCAACAUUGUCUUUCAGUCCGCCGUCCCCAAGGUGAUGAAGGUGAAGCUACAGCCUCCCUCAGGCACGGAGCUGCCGGCGUUCAACCCCAUUGUCCACCCCAGUGCCAUCACACAAGUCCUGCUGCUCGCUAACCCACAGAAGGAGAAAGUGAGGCUACGAUACAAGCUGACCUUCACCAUGGGAGAGCAAACCUACAAUGAAAUGGGGGAUGUGGACCAGUUCCCCCCGCCGGAGUCCUGGGGAAACCUCUAGGGCCGCACGUUGCAGGCACUACACUGCAGAGUCCUUGGGAAGCCAGCCCUGUGGGGCUGGAGCAGC
Gymnogyps californianus (California condor) is the source of this 2070-nucleotide messenger RNA. It is a transcript of the gene GGA1, whose product is annotated as golgi associated, gamma adaptin ear containing, ARF binding protein 1. Gene Ontology annotation, molecular function: ubiquitin binding; phosphatidylinositol binding; small GTPase binding. The transcript has 17 exons. NCBI's taxonomy places the organism in Eukaryota, Metazoa, Chordata, Aves, Accipitriformes, Cathartidae. Bases 4 to 2004 code for a protein of 666 amino acids. The record is from RefSeq and is a predicted model, not a curated record. Gene Ontology annotation, biological process: intracellular protein transport; vesicle-mediated transport. Gene Ontology annotation, cellular component: trans-Golgi network.